Messenger RNA from Ruditapes philippinarum (Manila clam), 1220 nucleotides. RefSeq lists its product as uncharacterized. The record is from RefSeq and is a predicted model, not a curated record. Bases 495 to 1070 code for a protein of 191 amino acids. Gene Ontology annotation, molecular function: protein binding. Lineage: Eukaryota; Metazoa; Mollusca; Bivalvia; Venerida; Veneridae. The transcript is spliced from 2 exons.
UAAAACAUUUUUUUUAUAUUAUUAAUGAUAGUCUGCGUGUUGUUCCGAGUAAAUGUUUGGAAAAAUGAACGAUUGGAAAAGCCAAAAAUAUUUGAAAUCGAAAGUAUUUUCAGAUAAGUUUUUUUUUCAAUUUCUCUUUGAAUUUUGCAUUCAUAAAUUGUUUUAUUAUUCAUCAAUAAUAUUCAUUCAACUGAGAUAGACAAGGGGACUUUAUUGAAAUAUUAAGAAUGAGCAGUGACGAGGAAUUUGGCAGAUAUGAAAAAGUCAUGGAAAAAGAGAAAUCAAGUAUUAGAACUAUCAACAUCACCGAUAUGUCUGAAGCAUUCACAAAAAGUAAGGAACCAGAAUCAAGCUGUAGUUACAUAACCGAUAUGCCUGAAGCAUUUACAGAAAGUGGAGAAUGUGAUGAUGAGAUUACGUUAGUGUUUGAUAACAGCAACAAACUUUAUGUUUAAAAAAACUUUCUGAGAUACGCCUCACCUGUUUUCAAGGCAAUGUUUGAUCAUGACUGCAAGGAGAAAAAGGAAAACAGCGUGUCAUUGCCAGGGAAAAAUUACGACGAUUUUCUCGAAUUUUUGCUUUGUAUUCACCCGAGGAUUUUAAAACCGAUUACAGAAACAAACGUCCUACGGAUCGUGAGCAUUGCUGACGAAUAUCAAGUAACAUCAGUCAUAAAAAAGUGCAAAGAAUAUAUGAUAAGUUGGUUACAGGCGUCAUUUGAUCAGGCGAGAGCAAAGGGUAAUCAUUAUCUCUACCACGCAGAAUACCUCAGACCCUGUCUUCGAAUAGUGGCAAAAGUACAUGAAUUAAGCUAUAAUGAUUUAGUGAAGUUUGCAGUAAAAUCUAUAGCAAAGUUCGGACACAUUCUUUAUAAUACAGGACAAAAAGAAUCACAAAAAAUGCACAUUAAGAACCAACCUUCUCCUUCCGAUAAAACGGGAGAUGAAACUUUUGGUGAUAUAAAAAUGGACUGUAUGAAAAUGUUUCAAAACCUUCCUUUCGAAAUUAAAUACAAAAUAGUAGCUGAACGAUUGCUUCAUUUAAAUGAUGAAACUAACCUAAAAUACUAAAUGUGAAUGACAUAAAUAAAAUACUGGUAUUUGACACUGGCUAAGAUAAUUUUCAAAUUUCACAUUUGUGAUAGAUAAUUAAAGAAUAAAUAUAUAAAUAAAUGUGCAUGCAUUGUCGUUCAUUAUUUUGAAAAGUAAAGUACAUGUAUA